GGAAGGAUAUUGACAUCCUAUGCCAGCAAAAUCGAUCUCUGUCUCUUUAAACUCCUGAUCAUCAAACAGUUUGGCUGGUUUCACAAGCCAGGCACAGCACAUUGACUCAUGAACACAAUGAAAUGGACCUAAGACUGUUUCCUCUUCACAGCAGAUAAAACAGUUCACCCAUGUAAAGGACAAGUCACUAGUCAUCAACAGAUGGUGAUGUCUGCUUGUGGAAAUUAAGUCAGUAGUCUCCUCAAUAGUGAAGACAUUCCUGGCCUGGACUUGAUGGGAAAGAGAUUGUAAAACAUCACACAUUUCUUGUAAGUCCAUUUAUCGAUGACUGAAGAAGGUCAAGAUGUCUGAGGCCUUUGAAGGUUCUGGAACCCCUCCUACCAAUUGCACCACAAUAUCCCCCAACUCCAGUAUGAAUGGGACCUCAGUGGUUUUCCAGGGCUUGCAGCUAGUCCAACAGUUGAAGUUGCUGAUCAUCUUUAUGUACACGGUUGUGGUUGUGAUCGGGAUGGUAGGUAACUGCCUCCUGGUUCAUGUCAUCUUGCAUGUAAAGAAGAUGCACAAUGUCACAAACUUCCUCAUUGGGAACUUGGCUCUUUCUGAUGUGGCCAUGUGCACCACCUGUGUCCCACUUACUCUUGCUUAUGUCUUUGAGCCACGUGGCUGGAUUUUUGGCAGCACCAUGUGCUACUUUGUCUACUUUAUGCAACCUGUCACUGUUUAUGUCUCCAUCUUCACUUUGGCCACAAUUGCCGUGGACCGGUACAUUGUUAUCAUGCACCCGUUGCGACGCCGUGUCUCCUUGCAGCUCAGUGCCUACAUUAUUCUCUUCAUUUGGAUUCUCUCCUGCUGCCUGGCAUUGCCCGCCAUGGCACACACCUAUUAUGUAGAGCUGAAGCAACAGGGCAUCACCUUGUGUGAGGAAUUCUGGGGGGAACAGGAACGACAGAGACAAACCUAUGCCUUGUGUUUGCUGCUCCUUACCUACCUCUUCCCUUUGUUGGCCAUUUUGAUAUCCUAUAUCAAGAUCUCCCUCAAACUAAAGAACAGAGUAAUGCCAGGGAGCAUCACUCAAAACCAAGCAGACUGGGAUAGAGCAAGGCGGAAGAGGACUUUCUUUUUGCUGGUCAUGGUGGUAGUGGUCUUUGGAGUGUGCUGGCUUCCCCUUCACACCUUUAAUUUAAUACGGGACAUAAACAUCAAUGCUAUUGAUGCCUAUUAUUUCAGCCUGAUCCAAUUGGCUUGUCAUUGGUUUGCUAUGAGUUCAGUAUGUUACAACCCCUUCAUAUAUGCAUGGCUCCAUGAUAGCUUUAGGGAAGAGCUUAAAAAAUUACUUGUUUGGCAUAGAAAAGUAAUUCCUACUGGACAAAGUGUGACUGUAAGUGUUGUUAUCUGACUACCUUUCCUAUAUCUCUUAGACAUUUGUCUAUGUUGAGGUUUUAAAGAGUUAAAUAUGUGAGAAAAGAGAGAUUCAGACCAGCAAAUGAUACCAUAUUUCUAUUAUUGCUCAAACCUUACCUCCAGACAACACACAUUCACAUCAUACUCUAAAUAUAACCGCUUUGAAUGAAAUAUAUAUAUGGAAGGAAUAAAAAUGCGAUUAAAAUUCUAUUCUAUAUAAGAUUCUCCCACCUCCUGCUUCAUAUCAGUGAUGCUAUGUUGGUACAGUAAUGUUAUUUUUUCCCUUGGUAUUUCAGAGCAGGACAUUUUCAAUAUAGGAUAUGACUGUUAUGAAUAUCAAAUUUAUGUGUUUAAACAUUGUCUAAUGAAUUCAGCCUGUAGUCAUACAGAGUUACUCAGUAGCUGUAAAUGGCAUUCGGCUUAAGCCCAGAUCCAUUUUUAGCCAUUUCCUUCAGCCAAUCUGGCUCCUUCGGUUUGUUUGGGUGUCAGUAACAGCAAGGGGCCAGCCAUCAUGAAUUCCCAUCCAAAACAGGACCACAGGGCAGCUGGUUAGGCUCCUCCUCCCCCUUUUUAUUUUUCUUUAUUUUCCCUAUGUUUUCUUGAUUUUUUUUUAGUGGGACUGACUUGGAUUUGGGGACAUCCAGGAUGGGUAGAUGAAGUGCAUGCACACAUUUUGGGGCUUGGGAGAGUCAUCCUUUUAGC
Anolis sagrei ordinatus is the source of this 2103-nucleotide messenger RNA. RefSeq names its product prolactin-releasing peptide receptor-like. The record is from RefSeq and is a predicted model, not a curated record. NCBI's taxonomy places the organism in Eukaryota, Metazoa, Chordata, Lepidosauria, Squamata, Anolidae. Gene Ontology annotation, molecular function: neuropeptide binding; neuropeptide Y receptor activity. Gene Ontology annotation, cellular component: plasma membrane; neuron projection. Gene Ontology annotation, biological process: G protein-coupled receptor signaling pathway.